UUUCUAGCAGAGGAGUUCAGUGCAUUGUGGUCAUUGCAGUCUGGUGAUACACCAAAUAUAACACAUGUCCUCUGACUUUCUAGACAUAAAUCAUGUCAUGUAACAACGGAAGAUGUCUCUGAAGAGCAGCAGCUAUUUUCAAGGGUUUGCGACUCAUCGUAUCCACUAUCGAGAGCCAGGAGAUUUCCGUAGAUGUGAAAUAUUUCACCGGCAUGUCUUCACCUCGAUUAGCCCUCACUGCGAAGCAUCAGGCAAACUCGAUCACGAUUUAGUCCUAGCUGCUGGAACUGUUAGUCAUGUGACACACAAUGAUGGAGAACGUGCCAUAACAAAAGAUUUUGAUGACUUUUACACGUUCAAACCUCGAGCGAAAUAUGGCCAAAUUUUGGGCUCUGGUGGUGAGACCUAUGUAGACACUUUUCUCACCCCCGAUAUGACUGAGUUUCGGCUAACAUCAGGAGUGGAGCAACAUUACAAGUUUGUGGGCCCAGAUGAAUCCCUUCUCCCGAAUGGCCACUACUCGUGGUGGGGAAUCAAUACUGUAAAAUGGGUUGAGAAUGUAAAAGAUACGGAAAGUAUUAAGGCAGUAGUUUCUCCUGCAUCAGUCUUUGGCAAUGUUGCCUUUUCUUGUACCUUGGAAAAUUUACUUAUCUUUUAUCAAGCUUCUCGUCAACUGCAAAUGGAGGAAAAGAAACCAGACCUUUACUUUCUAGUUGGAGGUACACUGCGUUACCCUCAGGAAGUGUGCUGUUUAAUUAUUGUGUGUACGGAGAGUGACAGGCAUUCAGAAGCUUUGAAAGACUACCAGCCAUUGAAAUUUCCUAUCCUCGACAAUGGUAUAGACCCGGCAUUCUUUCCAAACGGCCUCGUUGAUGAAAACGGCAAGAUUGUGGAUCUUUCUUGUGCAAGCAAGGCGGAGUUUCGACCACGAUAUAUGUCAGAAUAUCCUACUUGGUCACUUCUUACAUUUGCUCUGUACUACAACAAUGCCGAAGAUAAGUUGAAAUGCAGCAGAGACAGAAUGCUUAAGGAACAUAUUUCGGGUCAUGCAGACGACUUGUGUAUAAGAAAGAUGAAGAUAACAACGGAGUCUGGCAAUAAAUGGAUGUGCCCAAAUAACUUUUAGCCUAUAUACUCUUCUCCUUUGUAGAUAUAAUAGAUUUUGUUGCCCAGUGAGUGGGUAGAUCAAGUGCUCUGUAUAUGGCAUGUUGCAUUUAUACUACCAUAUAUAGCAACCAUAAAAUUAUAUUGCACUGGGAUUA
Halichondria panicea is the source of this 1262-nucleotide messenger RNA. RefSeq lists its product as uncharacterized. The record is from RefSeq and is a predicted model, not a curated record. The transcript is spliced from 2 exons. Lineage: Eukaryota; Metazoa; Porifera; Demospongiae; Suberitida; Halichondriidae. Bases 113 to 1126 code for a protein of 337 amino acids.